AUGUUGACCCUUGCCAUUGGCGACUUGUUUAUUCCUGAAAGAGCUAUAGAUAUUCCCAAGAAGUUUAAGAAACUAUUGGCUCCUAAUUCACAAACCGUACCCACCAACAGCAAAAUUAAUCGCGUUGUAUGUUUGGGUAAUAUUCUCAAUUCAACAUCGACUCUACAGUUUUUAAACAAUAUUUCACCAAGGUUUGAGCUAGUGAAAGGCGAAUACGAUGAUGCUAGUAUUGUAUCACAACAGUUGCAAUUGAUUGCAGAUUCACAGUCUAAGUCACUGCCAAGAAGGAGUGGCAAUUCUGCCAUGAAAGUUCCCAUGUACAGUCGAUUCGUGCAUGAUAAUUUGAAAAUUGGGUUCACCAGUGGAUACCAGAUUGUUCCACGAGGCGAUCCAUUGGCCCUAAGUGCCUUCGCAAGAGAGUUGGACGUGGAUGUGUUGAUAUGGGGUGGAACGCACCGAGUUGAAGCUUAUACGUUGGAUGGUAAAUUCUUUGUCAAUCCGGGAAGUGCAACUGGUGCGUUCAGCUUUGAUUGGCCCGAAAUUGAAGAGGAUGACGAGGAUGAGAAAGAAAAGGCAGACGAGGAGACGGAGGACGCUCAGAGAGAACAAAAUAAAGAGACGGCGACCAUGGAUGAAGCAAAUGAAAAUGAAGGACCUACAAAUCAAGAACAAAAGGACACAAAAGAACCAGAGGAGAAUACAAAUUUGCAGGAGAACAAAGACAAAGGAGACAAUGAACUGGAAGCUUUCAAGAAAACACUAUAUGAAGUGACAGAGUUAAACACCAACAUCCCCUCGUUUUGUAUACUUGAUACCAAGGGCUCUACGUGCAUUCUUUACAUCUACACGUAUUUCAACAACGAAGUCAAAGUGGAUAAAGUCACAUAUAAUAAAGAAUAA
Messenger RNA from Lodderomyces margitis, 900 nucleotides. RefSeq names its product retromer subunit. Bases 1 to 900 code for a protein of 299 amino acids. The record is from RefSeq and is a predicted model, not a curated record. Gene Ontology annotation, biological process: retrograde transport, endosome to Golgi; intracellular protein transport. Lineage: Eukaryota; Fungi; Ascomycota; Pichiomycetes; Serinales; Debaryomycetaceae. Gene Ontology annotation, cellular component: endosome; retromer complex. The transcript has a single exon.